UUGUAUGCCAGUGCUAACGAAUAUAUAACCUUCACAUCUGCAUGAUGAUUAUAACCGAUGAAAUUCUCAAAUCUUUAGUAAGCAUGGAGACGCUGAGGCGCUAGGCGGAGAACUCCUCUCAUACUCUUGGCUUCGCCCUCAGGGCUAAAGUAACGAGCCAAUAGGAGCACACCGUCCAGCCCUAUAAUUCGGAGAUUCUCAUAGUAGAUCUCUACCAUUGCCUUCAGCACUUCAACCGAGGGAGUUAGACAACGCAAGCCAUCGAGGAUUUUCAUAUUGAACUGCGCGUGCAUGAUUUAUUCAAGUCUGCCCUGGAAAUAUCAGUGGACGACUGCUUUUUUCUGAACGGGACACGACCCCACGAUGAGUGGACCGACCUUUGACAGGAAGAUACACGGUAUUUCAGGCGAUCUUUCGGGCUCUAUGAGUUGCCACCCGACCUCUAAGGACUCUCCGACUCUUCCAGAGUCGUCGGCUACAGAUAUGGGUUAUUACAGCAGUCAUCACGAAUACUACCAGAGUCCCCCGUACCCGCAGCAGAUGAGCUCAUAUCAUCAGUUUAAUCUGUCCGGGAUGGGGGGAUCAGCAGGACCCUACCCCACCAAGACAGAGUACCCUUACGGCAAUACUUACAGACAAUACGGACAUUACAGCAGAGACCUGCAGACGCCACCCCAAAGUGCAGUCAAAGAAGAACCAGAGACGGAAGUUCGGAUGGUAAACGGGAAACCCAAGAAAAUCCGCAAGCCGCGCACCAUUUACUCCAGUUACCAGCUUGCCGCGCUGCAGCGCCGCUUCCAGAAGGCGCAGUAUCUGGCGCUGCCGGAGCGCGCUGAACUCGCCGCGCAGCUCGGCCUUACGCAGACACAGGUGAAAAUCUGGUUCCAGAACAGGAGAUCCAAGUUCAAGAAACUUUACAAAAACGGCGAGGUUCCUCUGGAGCACAGCCCGAACGCCAGCGACUCCAUGGCCUGCAACUCUCCGCCAUCCCCGGCUGUCUGGGACAAUAACUCUGGCCAGGUCAACAGGGGGCAGAUCGCCCAGCCACCCCUCAGUUCCACACCCCCCUACAUGGAAGAUUACAGUAAUCACUGGUAUCCGCAGGGGUCACAUUUACAGCAUCCAGUACACCACCCGGGACCACCGCAGAGCGUGGGGGCCGUGUAUUAACAGACACUGAUGGAAGAGUUUCACGUUGGUGGGAAAAGACAAUGCAAAACCCGGAGAAAUAAGCUGAGAGAUACUCCGGUAGUAUCUGGAGUGACACGGCACGCUCGCGUUGGCAUUUUAUUGACUGUUGAACGCAUAUCUGUCGAUAUGUAUACAUUGUGUUCAAACAAGGUUUCAAUGCUACUCUGACCUAUUUCAUAUGCACCUAAGUGUGUAGGUUCGACAACGUCAAGGAAGUUUGCGUGGUUUUAAAUUAUUGUCUUUUUUUCUUGUUGACUUCCUUUAUGACUUCAUGUUUGGUUCUUUGAAAGCCGAAUAUUGAAAUGUUUUACUUAAAGAACGAGUAAUCCCCAAAUCGUGUAGUUAUAGCCCACGCGUCGUGGGCCAGCGCGCGCACUCACGGGCGUCAGAGACUCAGGAUAUAAAUUAUAUAGACUUGUACAAAAUGUUGAAAGCUGUAAAUAUGUGUUUAAAUAAAACGGAACCACUAAGUUCGUGUUCUUCGGAAAGAUAAAGACCGCACGCUGGUGCUUGAAUCCUUUUAUAUUCAUGUAAGUAGUUAUUGUUAUUCUGUCAAAUUAAAUAAAUGCCAAUUAAAAAAUCAUUUCAUUUCAUUUCAUCGUGUGUUUGCUGAGUUCAAGACAAACCUAUAUAGCCUAUGAAAAUAUUAGUCUUUGUGUGCAGAUUAAGGUGGAUUUAUUUGUGUAAACGAUGCCUUUGGCUACUUUAAAGUAUCUAUAUGUGGAACCUUUAAGCAUACACACCGUAUUGUUUCGGUUCUCGGGAAAUAUUUAAAUGAGACACAUGUUAUUUUGUGAUGUUGCUCAUGUAAGGCUGGUGGGGCUGCGUGCAAAGAGGCUGCAGGAGGCGACAGGCGAGCAGACAUGUUGGAGUCACUGGAUUUUAUUAGUAUUCUCUUGGCAGAUAACAAGAUAGACUGCAGAGAAGGUGGAGAAACGACUACUGAAAUGAAGCCUGGAGCUUUAGAGAGAGAGAGAGAGAGAGAGAGAGAGAGAGAGAGAGAGAGAGAGAGAGAAAGAGAGUCGGGCGCAGCAUGCAUAGACACAGCAAACAAAAGCUUUAGAUGUAGGCCUAGAAAAACCCCAAAAGGUUAACAGGUAUAUGCAAAUGAUGACUGUACUUCAAAGCGUCUUUUACCCUCUUCCCUACCACAUUCCAAAUGAAUAACAGGUCUAGUAUAUUUCUGUCAUAAGCCAUAGGUGUUGUACAUUCAAAUAUAAUCACACAGGCUAUCCAAAUAUAUGAUUAAAUAAUAACAUUAUAAUUAAUCAUCUGCGGUGUUUAUUCAAUGUUAUUUAUUUUGUUUUAAUCAUUUAACAGCGUGAUGUUGCAUGUGUUGUUUAUUUUCCACUUUUUAUAUGAAAUUAAAGGUUCGGUCUGUCUCAGG
This is a messenger RNA of Triplophysa rosa, 2578 nucleotides long. It is a transcript of the gene dlx3b, whose product is annotated as distal-less homeobox 3b. The transcript is spliced from 3 exons. Gene Ontology annotation, biological process: epithelial cell differentiation; regulation of transcription by RNA polymerase II; embryo development. NCBI's taxonomy places the organism in Eukaryota, Metazoa, Chordata, Actinopteri, Cypriniformes, Nemacheilidae. Gene Ontology annotation, molecular function: DNA-binding transcription factor activity, RNA polymerase II-specific; RNA polymerase II cis-regulatory region sequence-specific DNA binding. Bases 364 to 1170 code for a protein of 268 amino acids. The record is from RefSeq and is a predicted model, not a curated record.